Messenger RNA from Pecten maximus, 7933 nucleotides. Its product is annotated as titin-like. NCBI's taxonomy places the organism in Eukaryota, Metazoa, Mollusca, Bivalvia, Pectinida, Pectinidae. The transcript has 7 exons. The coding region runs from base 119 to 4912 and encodes 1597 amino acids. The record is from RefSeq and is a predicted model, not a curated record.
AAAAACUCUUCCAACGAGGAAAUCCUCACAAGCUUACACGGUUUUGGAGAAAAGUUCUUGGAAUUGUGGAGUAGUAAUCAGUCGCGGGUAUCUCCAGAUAGACGCGGGAAGCUGUUCCAUGAUGGAGGAAGAGGACGAUACUGUGUUCAUGACAAUCAAAGGUGAUGAUGAUGAUAGAGUGUGGUCAAGCGUGGGUUGGGUCAGCGAAGAGGACAUUAGGACAGAAGACAGUGAACUUAUUGACCUUCACAAGAGACUGGUUGACCUGAAGGAAGAGAUGAAGAAACUCAACAAGGAGACUGGCGGCAAGCUCGUAUUUAGAAAUCCAUCAGAUUACUUGGCUCGUAAAAAGGCUAAAGAAGACGAGGAACUAGAGAAAGCCAAACCCAAGCGAUCCAAGAGCUCUGUUGACUCAGAGUAUGUUGUCAAACGACGCAGUUGGAUAGAUCGCAGAAAGGACACCAAUGAUGCACACUCCCAAGAGAUCAGGUCAAAACGGCGGUCGUUAAAUCUUGAUUCAAAAGCAGAUGGUGGACUUUCGCCAAGAAAAACUGCCCCAGAUCGACCUCAUAGACUUCCAGUUAAAAGUGACAGUCAGAUUCCUGUUGCCGAUAGGCCUUCUAGGAAUUUAAAUUCUUCUGUUGUAAGUGAGAAGGGUGAGUUGUCUGCCCCUGCUAGAAGUCCACGUAGAGCUACCUCACCCACAACAAGUCCAACACGAUCCACAAAAAAGACAAGAGCGCCUCCACCUCCAGUGGCUCCCUCAGUUUCUCCUGUCCCCACCGAACCACGUCCAGUACUUUCUCCUCGUAAAUCUAAACAGGAAGCAGUUGCCGCUGAAAAAUUGAAAGAGGAAGUAAAAACACAGGAAGCAAACUUGUCCGAAAAAGUAAAACAGGAAGUAAACCCUCCUCUAGAAGAUACACCAUCACGUCCCCCUCGUAAAAAGCGUCCAUCAUCUUCCACAUCACCUGAUCGUGCUUUUUGUGUGCCUUCUGUAGAUCUUUCCAGCAAUUGUUGUGAUAUAAAGACAGAAAAAAGUUUCUCACCAGAACCAGAAUUGAUUCCUGAUGCUCCAGUUGUUAACGGUGAAGUUAGUUUAACUCUGAUAUCUAUCAAUCCUAAAGGAGAGGACUCGACAGAACCUCAAUCUUUGAGUGUUGUUAAAUCUGUUAACAGUCAAACAUCUCCUGAGGAGAGGAGUUCAACCAGUGAUCAGGUGACAACUGUAUCAUUGAAAUCUGACGUAUCAGAAAUAAAAGUUACCAGUCAGGACACUCCUCUCUCCAACGGACAUUCACCAUCCUCACAAGUUACUGAAGAACAGAUAGUACAGGUUAAAAAAUCAAAAUCAGAAAGUGUUCCUCAAUUUAGUUCAGCCAUCUUUGAUGACAGUAUAGUAGAUGAGGAGGUUGAAUUAACUUUCAAACAAUUUUCACAGCAACCUCCUGAUGUUGUUUCAUUAGCGGAGUCAAUUCAAUCCACACAUUCGGGUACAAGUUCUGAAUCUUUUGCCCCCACCCUACCAUCAUCCCCACCCCCAUUACUGCCCCUGGGUGGUGUUCCAAAAAAGUUAGCAUCAGCAGAAUCAGUGGAGGAAGAGGUCCUAGAGGUUGUGACUUCACCUAUUGUGGAACACAAACCAAUCAUUGAGGAGAAAAUCCUUGAGUGCGACCCUGUUGAAGAAGAAGUGAUAGAAAUCACAAAAGUUACCAAGAAAGAAACGCUACCAGAGGUUAUCGACAUUCCAAAAAUAGAAACAACUCCAGAAGUUAUAGAAGUUACAAAAAAUACCCAGAUAGAAACACUUCCCGAGGUUAUAGAAGUUACAAAAGUUAACCAGAUAGAAACACUUCCCGAGGUAAUAAAAGAUACAACAAUCACAGAGGAAGAAAAAGUUCCAAUUGUUGAAAGGGAGGUAACUUCUCCAGUAUCAACUGCGUCGGACCUACGAGCAGAAUUUUUUGGACUAAAGAAAAAAUCUGGACCUGUGAUGUCAGAGGAAGUUGUUUUUGAGGAAGAUCUUCCUCCGACAAAUGGAGAUCACAUGGAUGUCUAUAUCAAUGACAUCAAAAAUGAGGUCAGUUUGAAGGAGGCAGAUGAUAGGGACGAAGAAUCGGACAUAUCGGAGGCUGACGAACAACAGGAUGGUCAUUUCAAGGCUACAUUUACUCCAGGUGAUGCCCAGACUGGGACUUUGCCUUCAGAUGUCGCCUUUGAUGAUGAGAAUGAUGGCGGUAUCCAACUGAUCUCCUUCAACACCACAGAGAGUUCCAUGCUACAGAGUCCCGGGGAACAGUCACAGACAGACUCCGCCUUUGAUGAGAUGAUGUCGAGUACAGACCAUGACAAUAGUACCCAGGUCAGCCUCUGUAACACACUCGAGGACUUCCAGGAACAAGAGGAGGAAGUCACAGAAAUCAUGGAAGUCCGAGACUUUGAAGAAUAUCACAGUCCACCAGUACAGGAACCAGUUCAGGUGGACGAAGUCAUCUUUGUUGAAUCGACUCCACAAUCUUCAGAACCUGAACCAGAAGUGGAAUUAGAGCUAAAAAAGCAGGAACCAGAACAAGAGCCAGAGCAGAAGCCCAUUGUCAUUGAAACAAUGGAGGUUGUCAAAGAAACAAGAGUUGAAUCUGCACCCAAGCCAAUUUUCUCUCAAUCGGAGACAGUUUUAGUUGAUGUAGCUGUUACAAAUAAGAGCACAGUUGUCUCCCCUCCCACAACUCCGCAGCAUGCCUCGUACAAUGCUGGGCUCCGGGACACAUCAUCCAUUGUCAAGAAGGCGCGUAAUUUCUCGGACAUCAUCACAGAACCACCUAAGUUUACUGUUAAAGCGAGUACGAAGGAAGUGUCAGAGGAGAGACUGAAACAGUUGGACAUGGAUAGGAAGGCUAUUCUACAGCAAAGUAUGAAGUCUACAAAGUCGGUAGACAUCUCGUACUCUGACGAAGAGGAAACAGUCAUAGAAGAUAACAGCAGCCCAAGUCCAUCACCAGGAGUUACUGACACGCCACAAUGGAACGCUGACAGUGAGGAAGAUAGGACGACAGAAACUGAUUAUAAAGUCACUCUUAAAAGCAGUGUCAAUUGGGAGGAUAAACCCGAAAAGGUCAAUCUUUAUAGUGCAAACAUCACCGAGGACGGUAAAACAACAGAAAUUGUAGACAGGGAAUCCAUUGCGGAUCUCGGCUCGACACGUAAACAGUGGGAAACAUUGUUCCAGUCCUCAACAGUAUCUUCACCAGCGCCAAAACCGACGCCCAAGAAAAGCUCUGUAAAACACUGGGAGGUGAAGCUUCCAUAUAAACCAGUAGGUGUGGUCAAUUCUGCAGAGCCAGCUGCAGAAGAGCCACCUAGUGAAAAAAAAAUGGAGGAAGAAUAUGCAAACGAAAGUGCCAUCGCUCGCGAAAUUCGUCUCGCCAACGAGCGAGAAGAAAUGCUUAAACGUGAGCAGGAAGAACGAAUGGAACUUAUGAAACGCCAGGAGGAUUCAAAGCAGAUGAAAACAAUAGCAACAUUUGAGGCACAGAACAAUAACAACAACAAUGAAUUAAAGACAAUGUAUCAUGAAAUGACAGAGGCUGACCGUGGAUCUGAACUACAGCGACGGGAAACCAUCAUCAAACAGGAGAUCGAGGAACAACAGGAACGUGAGCAGGCCGUCGGUCAAAGUGUUGUCAGUGACAACAAGGAGGCUGAUACAACCAAUGACCAGAUUGAUGCCACAGAGAGUGUGAUAGCUCGUGAAAUUCGUCUUCAGCGGGAACGUGAGGAAGAAAUCGCUAAACAACGACAAAAGGAGGCUUCUCCACCCGCUCCUGUAGCCCCUCCACCUUCGGUACUUUCGGAAACAGUAAUUAAACCAGAGGAGGUUGAAGAAGUAGAAUCUGAUCCACAGUCAGAGAUUUCAUAUGAGGAGGCUAUAGGGGCAUACCAACAUGUAGGGGAGAGUCUAAUAGCAAGGGAACUCCGUGAGACACGGGAACGUGAGGAAGAACUGCAAAGGAUGAGAGAGGCUUUGUCAAAAACAAAACCUGCUCAAGAACCACCUAUCUCCAGUUCAAAAACGUCGAUUCAGAAAAGUACACCCCAGAAAUCGGAACCUGUUAAAACAAAUUAUUUGUCCUCAAGUGUUCAAAACAAAGUCUCUAGUCAGUCCACACCAAAUAAAAGCAUUCAUGUAACCAUGACACCACCAGUCACACCACAGAAUCAUAGCGAUGCUAUUCCAGAAAAGAGAGAAACUCCGAUUGAAAAAGAGAUACGAUUGGCUAGAGAAAGAGAAAAUGAACUCAGGAGGCAGAAAGGUCUGCCAGAAAUUGCUGCUCCUGUACCAGCAGUGAACAAUGACCCAGUACCGGUUUAUAACGGAAUGGAUGACAAACUUCCAACUGUGUCACCGUACAGAAAAUUAAAGUCAUCUGAAAAAUCAGUAGCCAUGAGAAAUUAUGGGUCAUCCAGAUUACAAAGAGAACUUGAAACACAACGUGCUAAAGAGCUGACAUUGAAACAGGAAGGAACGAUUAAGUCAACAUCUGAGGAUCAUAUUCAGACUCUAAGGUACACUGAAGAGAAGUCAGAUAAACCGGUUAAACGCAACUUUAACAUUCAGCGAAGAAGUAUCAGUAAUAUGUCUAAUGAUUCAGAAAAGACACCUUCGGAACAUUCUGAUACUGAUUCUCUCAAAGACCUGCCAAUCACCCCUGUAGCCCUGCCCAAAGAGGAGGUGCCUAAUAGAUUCAAACGUAGCAUUUCAGCAGGAUCAAACUUGUUUUCCUAUAAGGAAACCACACAGAAGGCCGAGUCCAAAAUUGAAAAGGAACUUCGUGAAAUGAGAGAACGAGAAGAAGAGCUAAAGGAGCAGAGACAAAAGAUUGCGGCAGCUGAGAAAGCAAACAGCCCAAGAUGAAAUGUCUGUCAGUUACCUUGUGAUUGAAGACAAAGUGACUCUUUCUCUCCAAACGGCCUCAGUGUUCAUAAUAUAUAUGCAAUUUACUUUGUUAAAUUCUAUCAAGUUGGAGGAUUUUCUUUGAUGAUAGAGAAAAAAUGGCUUAUUAAGCGAGAGUUGUCAGUGCUGAGCAUAUUUUCAAAGCCUGGUGCUUGCCCCCUUUACAUUCUGUAAACUGGCUGGAAGGUAGCUGAGUCACUGAGACAAAGCAGGAUGUGUACAAGUCCUCAGAGACAAUUUUUCAGUAUUUUUCUGCAUCCCAAAUAGUUCAAUGGACAUUUGUUGGAAUUUUUUUCAUAUAUAAUAUUGAAUAAUCAUGGCAGUGAAAUUUAUCUUUUGUGCAAUGAUUAUAAACUUUUCUGUACAUGUUGGUACAUUCAUUUGAACAAAAUUUUACUUAUUCUCACUUUUUGAAACCAACAAGGACGAUACAUCAUUUGUUUUGUUGUCAUGUCAAGGAUGACAUCAUUAACCUCCAGGAUAUAUUGUUAUUUCUUCCAUUGUCAACAUAUCUACAUUAAUAUCGAUCCUUUGUCACCUUCCAUAUUGUUCCUUUAAUUUGAAAAGUUCAUAAAAACACAUCACAUUUUAGAUUAUAACACUCUAUAUAUGUCACGUGUCCUGAAAAAUAUCUAGAUUUAAAUAAGACAAACAUAUUGAUCCAACUCUACUCUCCUAAAAUCUUUAUCUUUAUUUUGCAUGAAAUUUCUGUUCAGUCCUUGAAUAUAUUUUAAAGGUCAAAGUUCAGAUUGGUAGUUGUGUGUUUUACUGGUCCUCAAGUCUACAAGAAUAAAAAGGUGACAUGUUACCUCCCCUGCCCAGACAUGUUACCUCCCCUGCCCAGACAUGUUACCUCCCCUGCCCAGACAUGUUACCUCCCCUGCCCAGACAUGUUACCUCCCCUGCCCAGACAUGAAAUAUUAUCUCCCCUAGACAAUUUACUGCCGUCGUAAAUAGUGGGCAGUGCAUUACUUCACUAUGGAACCAGUAAGCACUUCAAGUUUCAGACGGCCAACUUUCCUUUAUAAGUAUAAAGCUGGGGAGCUAUUUUAUGUUUCAAAUACUUGCAAAGGCAAAGCCUUUUCUGUGUAAACGAAGAAAUAGUGGUUGUUGGGGUAGUGGAGUCUGGCCCGUCUGCCGUGGUUAUACAAACUGGCUAGGUCAGAAUACCAGUAAGUAUAUUGAUCAUGAUACAAAACAACACUUCAUGGUUACAGUGUGUAAAUGUCAACAUCGGAGGACUUAGAUAUCCAAUAUGUUUAUUGGGUUCUGGGUAGUCUUUGUCAAUUGAACUAAUGUUAAUGAGUUCUUCUCAUCCCUACUUCUUCCACCUCCAUAUCUAUAGGCAGUGAUCAACAAAAUAUUGAUUACUUUUAAUAAAGUGACAAUAUCAUAUUUACGGAUUAUACAUCUGAUUUUUUAAUAUAGAGCAUUUAGACUUAAACAAACAGACUGACCAAAUAUUCCUCACGACAUAUAUAGAGGUCGGGAUAUUAUUAAUGUAACAAAGUUAUAUUAAUCUGUCAAAUUAUUAAUGUCAAUUAUGUCAUAUCUGAAAAGAAAAAAAUCAGUUUAAUGAUCCUCAAAUUCUUGAUAUUAUCGUCUAUGUAUGAUGUUAAUUCCGUGUAAUUUGUCACAAUUUGUUUAGAUUUGAAAUACCUAUGUAUAGUGUAUCCCUAUCUUCUGUAAGGUGUUAAUCAAUAUAGCUGGAUUAUAUACAGGACGGAAGAGACCAGAUCUGACAGACCACAAUAUCACAGUUUUGUAGCCUACACUGCUUACACUGUGAGAAGGGUGUCGGUCAAAAAUUUAACAACAUAAGUUUACCAACCUGAAGUGUUCUUUAUAUUAUCUAAUAAAAAAUACUGCAUGAAAUUCUUUUUUUUUUUGCUGCGGAUUAAUUUCUAGAAAUCAGUUCAGCUUACUACAAUGUACAAAAUCAUAACAAAUGCAUGAUAAUAACAUAUCUGUAUUCAUGUUACAUUAGGUUUGGUAAAUUUUCAUCUUUGUCAAUUCUUAUUUUUCAAGUGCCUUUUUUCUCUAAUUUUUUUAUGGAUAUAAUUUUUGUUGGUUGAAGGGAGCUAAUACAUGGAACAGAUAAAACUGUAUAGUAUUGUAUAGUCAGAUUUGUUAUUAUUGUUCAUAAUUUAUUAACAGAAUUAAAUAUUGUUUCAGUUUGGCUAAACUGUUUAAAUAUCUCAAUGAAAAGCAGGUAAUACACUUCCAAACUGUUGCCAUUAAUAUUGUGUAUAUAUAACCAUAGACAUUAUAAAACAUUAAAAGUUUUAAUAUUCGUGAGUGGUAUAUAUCAGUAUGGUUAUACAUGUCUCAAAUUGAAAUGAAUGAUAAAUGUAUAGUUUGAUAUGAAUUAGAACAAAUGUUAAUGACUGUGUGAUAUUAUCCCAGAUGUGUUGGAAACAUCGUCCUCAGAGGCUCACAGGUGUCUGACACAAUACACGAGUGAUACUUUAAAAAUAUCUAUCUGGCUAUUGUGUCAUGCCCCUGUGUGUUAAACAAUAGUUUGUGAUAAUGUAUGGUACCUAAUGUGUGAAACAUAUUAAUAUAUUACUGGAUAAUAUCUGUAUAUCUACAUGUUCAAUUUAGUCAUGUACUAUUAAAAACUUUUACAUAUCAGUUAAUCCUAAUUAGAAAGUAAAAAUAUUACAAGUACAUGUAUAUAACAUAUACACAGCAUUCUGUUGUAACAAACCUUUGUCGGACACAUGAUUUUAGGUAUCGUAAUAAAAAUCAUCCAUGAUCUUAGUGGACAAGUCUGGACUUACAAGUCGUAUGGUCAAUCAAGGUUCUGGCUGAGUUUGUAAUGACUGGAGUUUGUUGUGUAUAUGAUAUACAUAAUGUGACAAGUUACGUAUGAUGUAUAUUUUGGUUGAUCACAUCAAAUUGAAUCUUUAUAUUGCAUAAAAAUAUUACAUAUAUACAUAUAUCUUAUAUAUAUAUCAGAAUAAAAGCUAUAAAAAUUGA